AACUUUCAAGUUAUCCUGAAAAUGAGACUAUAAUUUAUAAAGAACAACAAAAUAAUCAAAUUCGAUAUAAUUUCACUUAUAUAAUUGAAAAAGAAGGUUUUUAUCCAAAAACACCAAUAUUAGCUUAUACUGAUUGUUCUCGAAUUUACAAAAUUCCAGAUAAUUAUGCAAUUAAAACAUUUUAUACUUGGAACCAAGUUCGUUAUAUUAUAUGCUGUGAAAUAAAUUAUAUUGAUAAUAAACCUCAAUUUAAAAUAUUGCAUGGCCGAAAUUUUGAAUUUCAAAUAGUAAGUUACUCAAUUUCUGAAGCUGCUUUUAAUCUUAAACAAGCUCUUGGUUUUAAUGAAGAUGUUUUAAUAUCUGAUAUCGAUAUAUAUAUAUUUGGAUUGCAAUUAGAAUCA
Messenger RNA from Racocetra persica, 401 nucleotides. NCBI's taxonomy places the organism in Eukaryota, Fungi, Glomeromycota, Glomeromycetes, Diversisporales, Gigasporaceae. The record is from the annotation of a GenBank genome assembly.